AUGGGGUCCAAAGUAUUCCUUCCCAGACGGCACUACUUCGAAGUCAAUGAUCAGCCAUGGUUCCCGCAGACUCUCAGAGAGAAAGUCCAAGAUUACCUGACCUUAGGCUGGAUCAACCGGCUUCCCAUCCUCCAGCCCACGUCUCCUGCUGCGCUUGUUUCUCGCGUCCUGUCGACGGUCCUCGGCCCUCGAGUGUCUGACUAUGUCUAUGUCGACUUUGCUUCAGGCGCAGGUGGCCCUACGCCAUACAUUGAAAGCCACCUCAACCAGGAACUUCGGGACGCAGGGAAAGAGGAUGUAAAGUUCGUGCUCACAGAUAUCAGUCCGCAUGUCAGUGCGUGGACGGCCAUUGCAAAGAAGAGCCAAAACAUCAACUACAUAGCACAGAGUGUGGAUGCUACCAAUGCCCCAUCAGCAGACACCCUGCUUAAGGACGUACCGGGCGUCCAGGGCAAGAAAAUAAUGAGGCUGUUCAGUUUGUCAUUCCACCACUUUGACGACGAUCUGGCUGCGAAGGUCCUCGAGAACACCAUUGAAACAGCAGAUGGAUUCUGCAUUUUUGAGCUUCAAUCACGACAUCUUACCUCCUUUGUCCUUGUCAGUCUCCUUUGGCCGCUUGCAAUGCUCAUAACACCGUUCUACUUCUGGAAUUCUCCCUGGCACUUGUUCUUCACCUACCUCGUGCCUAUUGUUCCCUUCAUCUGGGUUUACGACGGCUACAUUUCGUGCCUGAGGACAAGAACGCCGGAGGAGGUUGAAGCUCUGCUCCGCAGCCGUUCUUCCACUGAGAAACUGGCAGGCUGGAAAUUCAUAAGUGGACAGACCCGUCAUACCUGGCCAAUUGGCUGGUUAUAUUGGAUCAUUUGUUACAACAACGAGUAA
Capronia epimyces CBS 606.96 is the source of this 882-nucleotide messenger RNA. RefSeq lists its product as uncharacterized. Bases 1 to 882 code for a protein of 293 amino acids. NCBI's taxonomy places the organism in Eukaryota, Fungi, Ascomycota, Eurotiomycetes, Chaetothyriales, Herpotrichiellaceae. The transcript has 3 exons. The record is from RefSeq and is a predicted model, not a curated record.